AUGCGAAUACAAAUAGAGAAAGACCAAUUAGGUUGGGUUGCGGGUUUAUUAGAUAGUUGUGGAAAUAUAAUGUUCUCGAAAACCCAUGUAUCUGGUAACAUAGAAAUCAAGUUAAAACUAACUGAUUAUGAAUGUCUUGAAAAUAUGAAAACCAAAUACGGGGGAGCUGUAAAGGUAAGCCGAACAGGUACAAGAUAUAGAUUAAACCAUUCAGAAGGAUUAAAAAAAUUAUUAGAAGAUAUUAAUGGACAAAUAAGAAUUCCUGUAAGAGUGAAAAAAGUAAAAGAAGUAUGUGAAAAGAAUAAUAUAGAAAUAAAGUAUCCAGACAAGGAAUUAAGUUUAGACACUGCUUGGUUAUCUGGAUUUUUUGAUGGAGUAGGUUCCAUCGUAAUUAACCAAACAACUUUAGAAAAUAAAAAACAAUUAGUAUUGACAUUUAAUCAAAAGAAUAAUCAAAUAUUAAUAAAAAUUCAACGAAUUGUGGGCGGUAAUUUUUAUAUAAAUACAAAUACACAAAGUGGAAAGUAUAAAUAUGCUCUAUAUUUUACAAGUAAAGAGGAGAUUUUACAGUUAUAUGAAUAUUUUAAAAAGUAUCCCUCAAGAGCAUAUAAAAAUAAAAGAAUAGGUUUAAUCCCACAAUAUUAUGAACUGCAAACCUUGAUGACUUCUAUUCAUGAUAAUCAGUUACAAGAAACUCUAUGGAAAAAAUUUAUGAUACAAUGGGAUUAUAAGGAAAUAGAUGAAAUACAGAGUGGGGAGAUUUUAAAACAGAAAGGAGUAAUUCGUUAG
Dictyostelium discoideum AX4 is the source of this 789-nucleotide messenger RNA. The record is from the annotation of a RefSeq genome assembly. Lineage: Eukaryota; Evosea; Eumycetozoa; Dictyosteliales; Dictyosteliaceae.